Molecule: messenger RNA, 773 nt
Organism: Malaya genurostris
Lineage: Eukaryota; Metazoa; Arthropoda; Insecta; Diptera; Culicidae
Gene: mRpL32
Product: large ribosomal subunit protein bL32m
Exons: 2
Coding region: 123-722 (199 amino acids)
Biological process (GO): translation
Cellular component (GO): mitochondrial large ribosomal subunit
Molecular function (GO): structural constituent of ribosome
Source: RefSeq, a predicted model, not a curated record
AAUGACAGCACAGAUGUGCAACUAAACAUGCUUGUAUGUUGAAAAUAUGUUAAAUCCGUAGCCAGCGCCGGAGAAGUUUCUUUCGUAGUCUUCAACCCAAUUAAUUUGAAAACAAUACCGAAAUGAGCUCUGCUCUUUUUUUCCGCUUCAAGCUAGUUCUGCAGCAUCUGGAACAACUUUUGCCUGGUUUAUUGGGUCGUUUUCCACCGCCAGGUUCUAUGGCCCUAAUCGGUAUAGAAGGAAACAAGCUACCGGUACCGGAUAGUAAAGCAUUUAAUUUGAAAGAUUUGAUUGGCAACGGGAUUUUAUGGGCCGUACCCAAACACCGUCGGACGGUCGAAAAACGGUUAAAGCGAAAGUACGGAAGUCCAGAAUACAAGCUGAAAAUCUUUGUUCCCAAAAAGCAUUUACGCAUUUGUCAUACCUGCGGCGGUGAUCAGGAGGUUGGUGUAUUGUGCCCGAACUGCUACAAAAAGGUGCGUCAGGAAACGGAACUGAUUCAGGAGAAAAUUCAGGCGCAGCUUGGUUUGGAUCCUGUUGACAAAGAAGUUGUCGUUUUAUACGACCGAGAGCGAGAUGAUCAGCCUGAAGAAUUUUGGAUGGGCAAGCGAAUCGUUGAAAUGGAGAAAACUCGACCGACUUGGUUCGGCAAAAAUUUACUACAACGCAGUACAGAACAGCAGACGGAAGAAAUCAAACCUGAUGUGGAAAAAUUGGGCUAAAAUAUAUAAUUAUUAGCUAAAUAGAACAAUAGCAUCUAGCUUUAUUUACAA